Ascochyta rabiei is the source of this 1110-nucleotide messenger RNA. Its product is annotated as Dihydroorotase. Bases 1 to 1110 code for a protein of 369 amino acids. Gene Ontology annotation, biological process: 'de novo' pyrimidine nucleobase biosynthetic process; pyrimidine nucleotide biosynthetic process. Gene Ontology annotation, cellular component: cytoplasm. The record is from RefSeq and is a predicted model, not a curated record. The transcript is spliced from 3 exons. Gene Ontology annotation, molecular function: dihydroorotase activity. Lineage: Eukaryota; Fungi; Ascomycota; Dothideomycetes; Pleosporales; Didymellaceae.
AUGAGUUUCAUCAAUCUGACUGAAAUCGAGUUGCCGGCGGCAUUUGACGCCCAUGUGCACUUACGUGACGGUGAAAUGUCGCAGCUCGUUACCCCCACCAUCCGCCAGGGAGGUGUGAAUCAGGUGUAUGUCAUGCCUAAUCUUGUCCCGCCCGUCACAUCGGUUCAAGCAGCUCUCGAGUAUCGUGACCGCCUGCGAGCCAUCGAGCCGAAUGUUCACUAUCUCAUGUCCCUCUAUUUGCACGAGGACAUCACACCCGAGGUGAUUCGCGAGGCCAAAAAGGCAGGCAUCACCGGUGUCAAGUCCUACCCAGCUGGUGUCACCACGAACUCCUCGUCUGGCGUUCUCUCUUAUGAACCUUUCUACCCCGUGUUCGCAGAGAUGGAAAAACAAAACAUGAUCCUCAAUCUGCAUGGCGAAGUCCCUUCGACGCCCGCAAACACCCAUGUUUCCCAAACGGGGGAUUCGGCCUCCAUCACCAUCCUCAACGCGGAGCCUGCAUUCCUCCCUACUUUCCGGUCCCUGCACGCCAGGUUCCCUAACCUGCGCAUCAUCCUCGAGCACUGCAGUACGGCGGCCGCCCUCGACGCUGUCCGCGCUUGCGGGCCCAGCGUCAGCGGGACCAUCACGGCGCACCACUUGAGUCUGGUUAUUGAUGACUGGGCUGGCGAUCCGUUCUGCUUCUGCAAGCCUGUAGCCAAGACACCCGAGGACCGCGAUGCGCUGUUGAAGGCUGUAGUGGGCAGUCAAGGUCGCUUCUUCCUGGGCACGGAUUCGGCGCCGCACCCGAGCACGAAGAAGCGGGGCGAGGACAAGGUAGCUGCGGGCGUGUUUACCCAGCCGUAUGCGCUGGGCUAUGUGCUCGAUGCGCUACAGGUGGGUGUUGAGAGGGGUGUCGUCAAGGAGGAAGAGGUCAGCCAGGAGGUGUUGGAGGGUUUCUUUGGUGGAUAUGGAAGGAAGUUCUACCAGGUCAGGGAUGAGAAGAAUGAGAGGAUCAUGCUGAAGAAAGGUGGAGAGAAGAUUGUGGAUGUAUUGAACAAGGAUGGUGUCAGCGUCGAGGUGGUCCCGUUCAGGAAGGGUGAGCAGACGUGGAGCGCCGAGUGGAGGUAA